AUGAAACCGCUCCCCAGAACUCGACCGUCUCCGUCCACCGGCACCGAUGACGGCUGGUCCGAGGAGGCCACAUUCACACUCAUUGACGCCUGGGGCAAACUUUACAAGACGCUUAACCCUAGAAACCUCCGUCAGUAUCACUGGAAGGAGGUCGCAAAAGCCGUCAACGACAAUCACGCCUUCGUCAGAAAAGCGCGCCGCUCUUACGAUCAGUGCAAAAGCCGCAUCAACGCGCUCAAGAAGAGGUACGCUACCGAGAAAGCUAAGGUUUCUGAUUCCGGCAACUACGACUACGCAUGGCCCUUUUUCGAGAAAAUCAAUUCCGUCAUUGGAGAUGUUUUACCGGUGAAGCAGCCAUCACUAUCGCCGCCGGUUGUCACUUCUGUUAGGGCUUCGGCAUGGGCGCUUGCUCCGGUUGGUCGCCGAUCUUGGACUCAGAGUCAGAGCAGUCUAAAACGACCUGCGCCGGAGAUAACAUCUCCUUCGGAGAGCUUGGGUGAAUCGCGUUUUAAUCGGAAUUUAGCUGCCUUUGCUGCAGCAGCUGCUGCAGCCGCGGAAGAGGAGAUUGAUGAUUCGAAUUCCGAUAACUCAGAUUCAGAUUAUUUGGAGUUGAGCAAUGAGAGUGAGAAGAGGAAGAGGGGAAGAAAUGAUAUGGAAUUUGGGCAUAGAGAGGUUGCAAGUGCUACAGACAAGUUUAGUGAGAUACAUGAGAGAGUGGACGCAUCGAAGCAGAGAAAAAAUGUGGCUUUGGAGAAACAGAAGAUGCAAUUUUCGAAGGAUUCUCAGAGAAUGCAGCUUCAUAAAAUCAACCACUCAAAACACAUGGAUGAUCUCUUGGCUCAUUCCAGAAGUGGUUUAGAUACUCAGUCUACCAACAGAAAGCGUAAACGUGGUCCCACACAAAUGAAAAAGUUAGCACUUAUUGAUGGACAAAGGAUACCGAUUGAAUUUAAUCAAUUAACGGAUGAGGACGUGAAAGAUGACAUUUGGACAAGCAUCUUGGAAAUAUGGGAUGUUCCUAAUUCUGGGUUCUUACGUAAAAAAUUGAUGUCUUAUGUGGGUGAACGUUGGAGGAAUUUUAAGACUCAUUUGACUUCCAAAUAUGUACAUGGAGAUCUGAGUGAUAUAUCUCCUCUUGAGGUCUAUAGUUUUCUAACUGAAGAAAUAUGGGAGGAGUUUGUUCAAAUGCGAUUGGACCCUUCCUUUCAGGAGAAAAGAAAGAAAGCGCAAAUCAGUUCUUUUCUAAACAAACACCCUCACAGAUUGUCUCGUGGGGGAUAUGAGUUGCUCGAGGAGAAGAUAAUGCAAGAGAAAUUAAAACAAAAAGACGAAUCAUCGGGAGAUUCAGUAAUUGCACCUCCAUCUCCACCAGCACGCCAUGAACAAUGGAAGAAAGCUCGACAAAAUGCAUCAGGAGAUUACAUAACAGAGGACACACGCAUCAUUGCUGAGAAAAUUGAUUCUCUUGUUGAAAAAGCAUCUCAAGGAGCUUUUGUUCCACAAGGACGUAAAGAUAUUUUGGCAGAAGCCAUUGGCCGUCCUGACCACUCUGGUGGUGUUCGUGGUGUUGGUCGUGGUGUCGGUAUUCGACAAUACUUUGGACCACAUUCACGUGAAGCCUCCACUCCACCUGUUUUUAGUAGCAAACAAAUAGAGACCAUAAAAGUGGAGCUUACUGAACAAAUUAGAGAGCAAUUGAUACAUGAUUUGUCAUCUAUGGGUUUCUCUAAGAUUUUACCAGCUAGUUCUCCUAAUAACAUUGUGCCUGCGUGCCCGAAGGGUAGUCACUCCAUUGAGCCGCCUAUACCAGAGGAGGAGGAAAUCCCAAAAGAAUGUGAACUGUAUGUUGAUAAUUUAAUUCAUGCCGUGGCCUUUGGUAGUGUUUACAAGUUAGGGCUCACCAUACAUAAUCAAAUGCUAGAAAAGGAUAUGGUGAGGGUGGUAGUUAACGAGGUCCUAGAUGCAAAUGCUCAAGUGCCUAUGCCCACAGAUGAAGUGGAAACGGUUGGGCACGCUCUUAACAAUUUUAUUCAAUGGCCGAAAAGACUUGUGCAAAUUAUUUCUGAUAAGGAUGCUGAUGGAUCUGGGGAAGAGGACAUUUCAGCCAAAAGGGUGGACCCUCAACUAGAUUCAGUUCAACAAUUGGUUUUAAAGGCAAUGUGUAUGUCAGAAUCUAUAAAGCUCGAAUUGGAACACGAAAGGAUGAAGUUUCUCUGGCUCUCACAGAGAGAUAUUAUGGAAUUGUGUAUGGGCAAACAAGAGUUAUCCAUAACUGUUCUACGAUUGUGGCUAACGUAUUUGAAUCGCCUUUCUAUUAAUGAGGGUAAGAGUGACUUGUAUGGAUUUAUUGAUCCAUGUUUUAUUCAAAGUCCACAUGAUCCAACUAAAGCUGAAGCCUACAUACAGAAUAAGUUAUACAAUGAUAAAAAAGAGUGUUACCUAGCUCCUUAUCACAACAACCGUCAUUGGCAAUUGCUCAUUGUUUGCCCUAAGAAGAAUCAUGUAGUAUUCCCAUGUUCGUUGGAAAAAAAACCAGAUAAAAAUAUUAUUCACACUAUAGAUACAGCUUUUGAUGGAUAUCAUAAGCUGCAAGGUGUUCAAAAGAAGAAGCCAAUAUGGAAUGUCCCCGUCUGUCAAAGACAGCCUGGUACUUAUGAAAGCGGCUACUAUAUUAUGAUACAUAUGUUGAACAUUGUAUCUGGUGGUAUUAUUGAUCCAUGGAAGAAGAAGGUAUUUGGAAAUUCAGAACCAUUCCAUGAGGAUGAACUUAUAAACGUUCGACAACGUUUUGCUAGUUUUAUUCUAGAGUAUAUUCUAUAA
Molecule: messenger RNA, 2820 nt
Organism: Vicia faba (fava bean)
Lineage: Eukaryota; Viridiplantae; Streptophyta; Magnoliopsida; Fabales; Fabaceae
Source: the annotation of a GenBank genome assembly